AUGACGAUAGCCGGAUGUCUCACGGGAAUAGGCGGAGCUUUACUGGGAUCUCUGUAUGGCGUGGUGGGGAGGGUAGCCGACGAUAUCCUCUCAUUCCUACUGGGGAGGGGCGUGGAGUGGCUCAGGGAUCUCGUCCCGUGCUUCAGAGAAGACCCCGUUCGGCCAGUCCUCGUCUCCACUGCAGAUCUGGUCGGAGUGGAGCAAAUCGAUGGCUAUAUGAGGCAGAUCAGGGAUUUUCUUGACGACGAUAAUCUGGUAACCUUGGGGAUUCACGGAAUGGGUGGUGUUGGGAAGACCACCUUACUUGAGAGGGUCAACAACAACUUUCAUGAUAUUCGAGCCGCUCAAAGAUUCGACUAUGUUAUAUUUGUCACCGUGUCUCGUGCUCCCAACAUCCUCGAGAUCCAGGAGCAGAUCCUAAGGCGGCUUGAUAUAAAGUCAACGUCUUCAACGAAAUACGGUACGGACAUCUUCCGAUUUUUGUCAAAUAAAAGGUUCUUACUAUUGUUAGAUGAUGUAUGGGAAGAGUUGAAUUUGCAUCAUGUGGGAGUUCCUACUCCUUGUGCUGAGAACAAGUGCAAGAUCAUUUUGACGAGCCGAUCUAAAUCGGUGUGCUGUAAAAUGGGCACUCCUAGAAAGUUAUUGGAAGUGGAGACCUUGAGCGAAUCGGAGGCAUGGAUCCUCUUCAACAAGAACGUGGGUGGUGAUGUAGAUCUCGAUCAACGUGAUCAGGAAAUAUGUAGGCACGCAAAGGCUGUAGCAAAGAAAUGUGGUGGCCUCCCGCUUGCCCUAAAAAUCGUUGGUCGUACUAUGGCAACUGCUGUGUCUGCUGGAGAGUGGCGGGAAGCUGAAAGGAAUCUCCAUUUAUUGGAAGACAUGGAAGAAAAAGUCUUAUCUUUGUUGAAGUUCAGCUUUGAUAGACUACCAAAUGAUAACACGAAACAGUGCCUCCUUUAUUGUUGCUUGUUCAAGGAAGAUGAGAACAUCUCUAUACAUAAAUUGAUUCACUAUUGGAUUGCAGAGGGAUUCCUUGAUAGUCCACACUCUAAAAGCAUGAGUGAAGCUGAAGAUAGGGGAAAUAGAAUCAUCACUACCCUCAUUUCAGCUAGCUUGUUACAGAAGGGAGAUAAAUAUGACAAUUUUCGACAUUAUUUGUUGGGUGUGGAUGAUUUAGACAAGUAUGUGAAGGUACAUGAUGUGGUGCGAGAGAUGUGUUUGUGGCUGACAUCAAGUGAGUCUGACAAGUAUGGAAAAUUUCUUCUAUAUCCAGGAAGGAAUAUUGAUAUUAUUUCAGAUUUAAAAAGUUGGAAUGAUGUAAGAAGAGUAUCAUUGUGUGACUUAGUGACUUGUCAGGAAUUUUUACACCAAAAUGAGGCAGAAAUAUGUCCAAACUUGGUGACACUAUUAUUAAAUCAUGUUCGCUUUGGAGAAUUGUCAAUUCCAAUAAGUUUCUUACAUAAGACAAAAUCUCUUCGAGUCAUGGCACUAAAAUCUUGUAAGUUGGCAAAUAUUUUAGAGGACAUAAGCUUCUUGCAAGAAUUGAGAUAUUUAGAUUUAUUUGACACAAAACUUCAAAGCCUUCCAAAUAACAUCGGAUCACUUGUGCAAUUACAAUAUCUUGAUUUACACUUUACAGAAUUACAAAAUCUUCCAGAUUCUAUCAGUGGCCUUGUGAAUUUGAUAGAGUUAAAUGUGUCAAAUACAAAAUUACAAAGCCUUCCAAAUAGUAUCGGAUCACUUGUGCAAUUACAACAUCUUGAUUUACACUAUACAGAAUUACGAAAUCUUCCAGAUUCUAUCGGUGGCCUUGUGAAUUUGAUAGAGUUAAAUGUGUCAAAUACAAAAUUACAAAGCCUUCCAAAUAGCAUCAGAUCACUUGUGCAGUUACACCGUCUGUAUUUGAAGAAGACAAAUUUACAAAAUCUUCCAGAUUCUAUCAGUGACCUUGUGAAUUUGAAAGAGUUAAAAGUGUCACACACAAAAUUACAAAGCCUUCCAAAUAGCAUCGGAUCACUUGUGCAAUUACAAUAUCUUGAUUUACGAUAUACAGAAUUAGAAAAUCUUCCAGAUUCUAUCGGUGGCCUUAUGAACUUAGAAAAGUUAAAAGUGUCAGAGACAAAAUUACAAAGCCUUCCAAAUAGCAUUGGAUCACUUGUGCAGUUACACCAUCUUGAUUUGCAAUAUACAAAAUUACAAAAUCUCCCAGAUUCUAUCGGUGGCCUUGUGAAUUUGAAAUAUUUAUUUGUGUCAAAUACAAAAUUACAAAGCCUUCCAAAUAGUAUGAAAUCACUUGUGCAGUUAUACCGUCUUGAUUUGCAAUAUACAGAAUUACAAAAUCUUCCAGAUUCUAUCGGUGGCCUUAUGAACUUAGAAAAGUUAAAAGUGUCAGAGACAAAAUUACAAAGCCUUCCGAAUGGCAUCGGAUCACUUGUGCAGUUACAUCAUCUUGAUUUGCAAUAUACAAAAUUACAAAAUCUUCCAGAUUCUAUCGGUGGCCUUGUGAAUUUGAAAUAUUUAUAUGUGUCAAAUACAAAAUUACAAAGCCUUCCGAAUGGCAUCGGAUCACUUGUGCAGUUACAUCAUCUUGAUUUGCAAUAUACAGAAUUACAAAAUCUCCCAGAUUCUAUUGGUGGCCUUGUGAAUUUGAGUAAGUUAAAUGUGUCAAAUACAAAAUUACAAAGCCUUCCAAAUAGUAUGAAAUCACUUGUGCAGUUAUACCGUCUUGAUUUGGGAUAUACAGAAUUACAAAAUCUUCCAGAUUUUAUCGGUGGCCUUGUGAAUUUGAAAUAUUUAUUUGUGUCAAAUACAAAAUUACAAAGCCUUCCGAAUGGCAUCGGAUCACUUGUGCAGUUACAUCAUCUUGAUUUGCAAUAUACAGAAUUACAAAAUCUCCCAGAUUCUAUCGGUGGCCUUGUGAAUUUGAGUGAGUUAAAUGUGUCAAAUACAAAAUUACAAAGCCUUCCAAAUAGCAUCGGAUUACUUGUGCAGUUACACCAUCUUGAUUUGCGAAAUAUAGAAUUACAAAAUCUUCCAGAUUCUAUCGGUGGCCUUGUGAAUUUGAAAUAUUUAUUUGUGUCAAAUACAAAAUUACAAAGCCUUCCGAAUGGCAUCGAAUCACUUGUGCAGUUACAUCAUCUUGAUUUGCAAUAUACAGAAUUACAAAAUCUCCCAGAUUCUAUCGGUGGCCUUGUGAAUUUGAGUGAGUUAAAUGUGUCAAAUACAAAAUUACAAAGCCUUCUAAAUAGCAUCGGAUUACUUGUGCAGUUACACCAUCUUGAUUUGCGAAAUAUAGAAUUACAAAAUCUUCCAGAUUCUAUCGGUGGCCUUGUGAAUUUGAAAUAUUUAUAUGUGUCAAAUACAAAAUUACAAAGCCUUCCGAAUGGCAUCGGAUCACUUGUGCAGUUAUAUCAUCUUGAUUUGCAAUAUAGAGAAUUACAAAAUCUUCCAGAUUCUAUCGGUGGCCUUGUGAAUUUGAAAUAUUUAUAUGUGUCAAAUACAAAAUUACAAAGCCUUCCGAAUGGCAUCGGAUCACUUGUGCAGUUACAUCAUCUUGAUUUGCAAUAUACAGAAUUACAAAAUCUCCCAGAUUCUAUCGAUGGCCUUGUGAAUUUGAGUGAGUUAAAUGUGUCAAAUACAAAAUUACAAAGCCUUCCAAAUAGUAUGAAAUCACUUGUGCAGUUAUACCGUCUUGAUUUGCAAUAUACAGAAUUACAAAAUCUUCCAGAUUCUAUCGGUGGCCUUGUGAAUUUGAGUGAGUUAAAUGUGUCAAAUACAAAAUUACAAAGCCUUCCGAAUGGCAUCGGAUCACUUGUGCAGUUACAUCAUCUUGAUUUGCAAUAUACAGAAUUACAAAAUCUCCCAGAUUCUAUCGGUGGCCUUGUGAAUUUGAUAGAGUUAAAUGUGUCAAAUACAAAAUUACAAAGCCUUCCGAAUGGCAUCGGAUCACUUGUGCAGUUACAUCAUCUUGAUUUGCAAUAUACAGAAUUACAAAAUCUCCCAGAUUCUAUCGGUGGCCUUGUGAAUUUGAUAGAGUUAAAUGUGUCAAAUACAAAAUUACAAAGCCUUCCAAAUAGCAUCGGAUUACUUGUGCAGUUACACUAUCUUGAUUUGCGAAAUACAGAAUUACAAAAUCUCCCAGAUUCUAUCGGUGGCCUUGUGAAUUUGAAAUAUUUAUUUGUGUCAUAG
This is a messenger RNA of Spirodela intermedia, 4185 nucleotides long. Lineage: Eukaryota; Viridiplantae; Streptophyta; Magnoliopsida; Alismatales; Araceae. The record is from the annotation of a GenBank genome assembly.